AUGGACGUCGGUCAACAUCUGUCGACCACUCAUCCUAACUUCCGCGAGUCCGUUGAAGUUGAUGGUUCCCCUUCUAAUUUGGGUACCUCGGAAAACACACGCGGUGUUGAUGACGAAGCUCACCGUAUUUCCUCACUGGAGAUAGCCAUUGAGAAAGUUACAGCAGAACGGGAUCAGCUAAAGGCCACACUACGGGAGCAGCAGCGAGCUGUGGAGGCACUUGAGUCCUGUAUCAUCGCCAAGACCGACACGAAGGAGAAAGAACUGCGGCACUUUCUGGCGCCUCGACCCAUCCUAUCCGAUUCCGAAUCCCCUCCUGUUCAGCAGCCUGUUUCCACCAUAGCACCCAUCCUUUCCACUGUACCCGCAGUGAGACCAGUCCCAACGUUAAUUGGUGGAACAACCAAGUGUGCUGACGGACUGUUAGGACCUGCUCAUCUACCGUCAACGGGACCAAGUGCAACUCACACCGGCACCACCAACCUGAGUUCACGUUCAGAUUCUAGAAAACUCACCAAUGGACCAUCCGCUCUCAGCAACGAAUCCGAUGGCGGAGUUCCACUCUACUCGAAGGUCUUCAUCGAUUCCUGUGUGAAUUUGGUCCUCGCUCGUCUUCGAAGAGCACAAAACAACUGUCACGCUUUAGUUGCUACGAGCCAAACUGAUCUUCAGUCGUUCACAUUCACGCAGAACAGCCAAAAUGGGAAGCGCAUCAUGAUGCGUGUUCGGGUGCUGGAGCAAGAAAAUGAAGAGUUGGCCAAUGUACGUCGCACCGGCCGAACAGCCCGCCUUGAAACUGAAAUUGCACUGCGCCAGAAGUUCCUGCAAGACCUGAAGCAGACCUAUUCAGACAUGGAAUAUCUCGUUGAGGAGGUCGAGAACGAAACGGAGUUCAUUGGGAACAGUCUUCUCGUGUUGCAGCACCGUCUCAACCUGGCCAGAGCAACAGCUCAAGUUCUGGCUGCUGAAUUGGAGACCGUGGUCCCCGGUAAAGCCUUGGAACUGUUGCAGCAGGCCAAUUGGUUUCCGUUUGAAGAAGCCAGUCCCGGGGAUGAACAGUCUCUCUGUGGUGUCGCAACCGAGUUUGAUGAUUAUGAUGAUAAGCACCAUUCAUGUGAUGCGGUUCAGUCAACCCACGUUGAAACUUCUUGCAGGGGUCAGUCACCAAAUCACUCUGUGGAUGAACCCUCGGUUUCAGCUGUGGAUUCUGUUCAUGAACUAACCAAUCAUUCCGCGAAACGGAGGAAAGAUUCCUUCUCAGGGAACACAGAUUGCAAUCACAUUGUGUCUGACUCUCCUGAGGCCCAUCUUUUGCCAACCAAGCGAAGUCGUACUCUCGAACACCAAAUGACAACCCCUCACGCACAAUCCCAUCUUAGCCCUGAAAACCGACCCACUAUCCCUGUUGAUGGUCCUCAGCGGACGUUUACAUCUAGUCAUGACUGUGAUGCUGCGAAGGAAGCAUAUUCUUUACGGACUUCAGAGUUAUGCGUUGACUCUGCCGCCCCAUCCUCCCCAUCUGCUACCACCCUGAACCGUAAUCAACACUCUUGUCCAAUGUCAUCUGUACCAAGCCCUCGAAAACAUUCGAAGCAGUCACUCAGCGACCCAUUACAUGACACUGAUGUGCCAUCAAACGGCCGAACAGCUGGCGUGAGAGACUUGGCC
This is a messenger RNA of Opisthorchis viverrini, 1668 nucleotides long. RefSeq lists its product as hypothetical. NCBI's taxonomy places the organism in Eukaryota, Metazoa, Platyhelminthes, Trematoda, Opisthorchiida, Opisthorchiidae. The transcript is spliced from 5 exons. The annotation marks the transcript as partial. Gene Ontology annotation, biological process: regulation of alternative mRNA splicing, via spliceosome. Gene Ontology annotation, cellular component: nucleus. The record is from RefSeq and is a predicted model, not a curated record.